Molecule: messenger RNA, 786 nt
Organism: Orycteropus afer afer
Lineage: Eukaryota; Metazoa; Chordata; Mammalia; Tubulidentata; Orycteropodidae
Product: homeobox protein NOBOX
Exons: 4
Coding region: 1-786 (261 amino acids)
Biological process (GO): regulation of transcription by RNA polymerase II
Molecular function (GO): RNA polymerase II cis-regulatory region sequence-specific DNA binding; DNA-binding transcription factor activity, RNA polymerase II-specific
Source: RefSeq, a predicted model, not a curated record
AUGGCGACAGGGAGCAUCGCCCCACCCUCCACCUGCUCAUACCUGGAGGAGCUGGAGCCCGGGGGCCACCAGCAGGGGCCCUUGGCCUUCGCCCCGGCACCCCAGCCCGUGCCGCCCUUGCUCUCCUACCUGCACCCGUUCCCCGGCCCCGUGCCCAGCUCCCUGACCCCGCCACCACUGGAGGACACCCUCUUCCCCAGGCCCUACGGCCCCCACGGGGGCCCUUCUCAGGGCUGCUUCCCGGGCCCCACAUCGGGGCAGGUCCUGCUGCAGCCCCCCGGUGGGAGCAUGGGUCCAGUGCCCUGGAACCACCCCUGCCUGCCCGAGCUGCCCCUGCCUGGCCCCUUCUACACACAGACACUGGGCCACCACACAGGGGCAGAGGGCUACCUCCCUGAUGACCUCUUCCUGGCUCCCUAUGAGCAGACCAUGAACGGAGCGCCUUCCCCGGGCCCCACUGCACUGCCUGCAGGGGCCAGGCCGUUGGGAAUGGGGCCCCUACUCAGCAAGGCUCCAGAGGGGCUGCUGGCUGAGCCCCGGGACCAGCUGGCCACUCAGGACGAGGCUCCAGGCCCCCCUCCCGAGUCCCGGCUCCCCGCGCCCCGGGCCGGACCAGGGAGCCAGGCCUUUCUUACCAUCCCAUCCCGGGUGCACCCCAAAUGGUCACUCCCGUGCCCCCCCCCCCAGCGCUACCACUUGCGCCUCCUGUCACCUGCCAUGCCCUUUGCAGAGGUGGAGGCUCUGAGAGGCAGGAAAAGUCCAGCAGAGAGCAAGGCCGCCUCCUGA